This is a messenger RNA of Aspergillus chevalieri, 693 nucleotides long. RefSeq names its product alpha/beta fold hydrolase. The record is from RefSeq and is a predicted model, not a curated record. The coding region runs from base 1 to 693 and encodes 230 amino acids. Lineage: Eukaryota; Fungi; Ascomycota; Eurotiomycetes; Eurotiales; Aspergillaceae. The transcript is spliced from 3 exons.
AUGUCCUUCAAGCCAACCAUAGUCCUUGUCCCGGGUGCCUGGGCCACCCCAGCAUUCUACACCCAACUCUCAUCCAAUCUCUCAGAAAAGGGUCUUAUAACCGAAACCGUUGCACAUUCCUCAUCCGGCACGGAACCUCCCACGAAGACCCUUGACGACGACAUCUCAAACCUCCGAAGCACCCUGCAACGACUCGUUAACUCUGGAGAAUGUCAUCGUGGUCGCGCACUCGGUCUCGAGGGACCAGUCCGUCGAAAGGAAGGAAAGCAGGGUGGUGUGGUGAUGAUCGUGUACAUGACCGCGUUCGUGGUUAAUGAAGGACAAAGCCUGAUUGAUGUUUGCGGGGGAGAAAUUUUGCCGUGGAUCAAAUUCGAUGGAGACUACACCACCCUAGCCUUCGAGAACCCAUUCCACGACCUUCCCCAGGCACAACAAACUCACUGGACGUCUGCGCUAACGCAUACCCCUCUCCUUGUUUUCUCUGGUACCGCGACACACGACCCAUGGUAUGUUAUACCAACUGCAUAUAUUAUGGGUGAAGAGGAUGCGAUGUUGCCGUUGGCGGUGCAGGAGUAUAUGGUUGGGGUGCUGGGAACGUCGCGUGUAUAUCGGUUAAAAUCGUCACAUUUUCCGUUUUUGAGUAUGCCGGAGAGGGUUGCAGGAAUUGUUGGGGGGUUGGUUGAGGAGGUUUGA